AUGUUCACAGCCACUGGCGGCGCCGCAGUGAGUGCAGCCACGCUCACUCUCACGCCUUCCCAGCCGUCCAAACAAGGAGGUGUGUUCCUGGCAGCCCGCGUGCCGCUCUUCUCCUACCAGCUCAUCGGGGACACCUGCGGCCGCCAGCUCGCCUUCUCCUCCUCCUUCUCCUUCACUCUCACCCGCCCUGCUGCCUCCGGCUCCGAAGGCUUUGCCUUUGUGGUGGCCUUUGAUGCCACCCCGCCCACAACACCAGUGGCGGGCGGCAUGGGGUAUGCGGGGAUGGGAGCGCGCAGCGUGGCAGUGGAGUUUGACACAUCCAAGGAUGCGGGCAACAGCGACCCUGACAGCAACCACGUUGGCAUCAACACCGGCGGCAGUGUCGUGUCGUUGGUCACAGCCAAGCCCGGCUUCCCCCUCAAUGAAGGCAAGCCCAAGCACGCCUGGAUCGACUACGACCCUUCCUCUGAUGGCUCCCUGCGCGUCUUCCUCUCCUCCCAGGCGUCCCCUCGCCCCACCAAGCCCCUCCUGUCGGCACGCAUCUCCCUGUGUGAGGAGCUCGCCCCAACCACAUCCGAGUACACCUUUGCCAUCGGCUUCACUGCUGCCUCCUCCACCCAGGCUCAAAGCCAUGUCGUCUCCGCCUGGACCCUCUCCACACGUUUUCCUAUCCAGCCAACUCCAGAUGCAUCGCUGGGUUUUACCUUCAGUGAGGCGGCGCUCUCUAUAUCGGGAAUGAAUCCCUUUUUCCGCUAUGCCAGCUCGGGCAGUGUUGCUGCACAGAAUGGCAAUGACGUGUAUGGUGUGCAACCUGCAGCGUCCUGGCGGGGGCAAGGGGCUAUUGACACUGCUGCCAUGCUACAUGGCGGUAAUACUGUGCCUAUGCCUGAUGCGUUUCCUCUAUACAACCGACUCAUGCAUUUCCUGGCAGGCGACUGCUGGGCGUAUGCAGUGGUGGGCAGUAUCGAGGCGGCAUACGGCAUAAUGAACAACACUGCAGCGGUGCAGGCACUCUCAGUGAAGCAGCUGAAGGCCGCCAUGAAGGUCGGCUGCUCUGGCAGCACGCCCUCUCAGGCCUUCCAGCUGCUGCUCAAGCUCGCGCAAAAAGGAGGCGGGCUCGUGUUGGAAAGCCAGGGGCCGGCCAAGAAGAAAGGCAAGAAGGCCGUCGGGAAGGCAGGCAGCAGCAGUCCUCUUUGCUAUCCGUUUCUGAAGCCACUGGGGAAGCUGUUCGGUGUGUCAUGUGGCACUGCUAGCCCACGUGUGAGUAGUGAACCUCGUAUCGCAUACCUCAUGCAGCCAACCUCGUCCAUACCUGUUUUUCACUUCCCCAAGCAGUCCCUUACUGCGUUCCCCAUCAGCGGCUUCGAGUCGACGUCCUUCUACGGCUGGUUUGGGCUGCUGCUGGCCGUGCAGCGGCAGCCAGUGGUGGUGCACAUUGAGGCUUCUGCCGACACGUUUAAGGAUUACAAUGGGCUGUCCAAGUACCAGGACCCAGCGUGCUUCACGUACAACCUGAACCACGUGGUGCUGCUGGUGGGGUACCGCCUGGUGGGCAAGGACUCGCGCUUCCCCCACAUGGCGCCGCCCUUCUGGAUCAUCCGCAACUCAUGGGGACCUGACUGGGGCGAUGGGGGCCACAUGCGCAUGGACAUCCAGGGGGGAGAUGGCGUGUGCGGCAUCAACUCGAUGCCAGGCCUCUACCCCGUGGUCAGAGCCAAAGACCCGUGCAACAAAGCGGCCCGCGGUGAUGGAAACGGUGGUUCUCUCUUCAAUCCGUGCGGCAAGUUCACUUGCACGGCGAAGGGCAAGACAAACGAGUGUGACUGCAACGACCCGCGCUUCAUCCAAGCAACCAACGCCGAUGGCUCUCGCACAUGCGCCUACAAGGACGCAUGCAAGGCAGCCCAGCGCAACCCAUGUGCGGUGGGGCAAUGUGUGAAUGACGGGGCAGGGUCGUUCUCGUGUGUGUGUCCACCGGGCUUCAGGCAGGGCACCACCUCCGAGGGCACUUACUCCUGUGCUCCAGGUGACACCAGCAACACCUACACCGUGCUCUCUCCCAACGUUCGCUGCUCCGACGUCUUCCCGGUCUACGGCCUCACGCUCGCCCAGUUCCAAGCCCAGAACCCAUCGGUGUCGUGUGCAGAACCCAUCCCACCCUCCACUGUGCUCAACGUGGCCAGCCCAGCCUCUCUCAUCCCCUGCUCCGUCUUCUACACCACGCAGCAGGGCGACACCUGUGCAGACCUAGCGUUGUAUUUCAAACUGCGCUCGUCCUGCCCAUCUGCCAGCUGCACGGCCAAAUUCCAGGCGCUCAACCCCAGCUUGGUCUGCAGCGCCAACGGCGGGCUGCUGCAGCCCGAGCAGGCGGUGUGUGUGGAGCGUACGAUUGAAAAAGUGGGGCUCAUCCCGGUGUGCUCGCAGUACUACCUGGUGCAGAGCGCAGAGACGUGCGAGUCCAUCCGCAACGUGCCCUUCCCCGCUCUGAGCCCCAUUGACUUCUUCCGCCUCAACCCCGGCAUCAAGUGCAACCGCCUCGUUCCGAAGACCGACGUCGACGGCUUCACUGGCUUUGAGGCAUGCAUUGCGAGCUCCACUUCCUACACUCAGGGCUUGUGCCCGCGCGCGAAUGCGUAUGUGGUGGGGACAGGCGACAGGUGCACGGCCCUUCAGGUGAAGUACUUUCGGGGCAUCAAGGGCUGCUACAGGAAAGUCAAUGGAUACGACUGCAUUGACAAGCUCGUCAAAUCAACCCGCGUGUGCCUGCCUGACAAAGUCAAGCUUCAGAAAGGAGUCUGCGACAAUUGA
Molecule: messenger RNA, 2808 nt
Organism: Closterium sp. Naga37s-1
Lineage: Eukaryota; Viridiplantae; Streptophyta; Zygnematophyceae; Desmidiales; Closteriaceae
Source: the annotation of a GenBank genome assembly